Messenger RNA from Ostreococcus tauri, 1122 nucleotides. Its product is annotated as Methyltransferase type 11. The record is from RefSeq and is a predicted model, not a curated record. Bases 1 to 1122 code for a protein of 373 amino acids. The transcript has a single exon. Lineage: Eukaryota; Viridiplantae; Chlorophyta; Mamiellophyceae; Mamiellales; Bathycoccaceae.
AUGUCGACGGACGUUAUGCGCGCGAGAGAUGUCGAGGGAUCGUGCAAUGACGUUCGACGGUCGAUGCGCGAGUUGGAGGUCGUGUACGGCGACGUCGACGCCGUGAUGGCGAGCGCGGGCGUCGGCGGAGAAGCGCGCGGCGCGUUGCGUUCGAGCGCUCAAGGAUUGAUCGAGUUAGCGGAGGACGAUGGCGAUUGCUCGAGCACGGCGUGCGUGUUCGGGGUGGAGCACACCGAGCGGGCGAUGGAAGCUUUGAUCGGAUGCGUGAGAGAUGGGUACGAUGCGGUGGUCCCGUUCGCGGAGAGAGCGCUCUCGGCGACGACGGAGGCGGAGACGACGUGGGCUCUCUCGCGCGAGCGUGGGUCCGAGAGAGAACUGGAGGAUGUGAAAAGUCGUGAAACGGGGCGAAAGGAGCGGUUGGCGCACGCGAUGGCGGCGAUGCGCGAUGUUUUAGCGUUUGAGGAAUUUUUGGCACACGAGCGCUCGAGGCGCAGACUGGACGUGGAGGGCGCAGUGAACGCGCGAGAUGCGCUCGCGCACCGCGAACGGCGCUUGCUCGAUAACGGUGGUGUCAUAACGGACGUUCAGGCUCUCGAGAUGGCGGUCCAUGAGCUCGAGGCACGGCAGAGGAUGUUGGCUUUGAUUGGAGGCGUUCCUCGCGUCGCGGCGUACGGACGAUUUCGUGCGGCGAGCGAUGAUCCCGGGUACGAUGCGUGCGUCGCGCGAUGCCUGCCGGCGCUACUCGCGCAAUACGUGACGUGGAUCAAAGACGCCGCGCUCGAGGACGCGAAAGAGCGUUCGCGGUCGAUUAGAGACGCUGCGCUUGCCCUUUCGGCGUUCGUCGGCGACGAGCUCAUCGAAGCCGACAACGCGCGCGGAUGGACCAACAUUCUGUGCGCGCUCUACAACGCCAUCGCUGUGCUCGUGUCCGUCGAGCCACCGCCCGACCGAACCGACACGUAUGAAGAUCUUCGUCGCCGUGCGACGAUUCGCGCCGCGGAAACAACUGAGCGCAUCGCCGCCCGAUCCACCGACACGUGGAACGAGGAGCGAUUCGGCGUCGAGGCGAUGAAUAUGGCUCUCGAGCGCUUACUAAGCGCCCUCGACGCCUCCGAUGCGUGA